This is a messenger RNA of Sinocyclocheilus anshuiensis, 2082 nucleotides long. Its product is annotated as protein-serine O-palmitoleoyltransferase porcupine-like. The transcript has 15 exons. The record is from RefSeq and is a predicted model, not a curated record. Gene Ontology annotation, biological process: Wnt protein secretion; protein palmitoylation; lipid modification. Gene Ontology annotation, molecular function: palmitoleoyltransferase activity; Wnt-protein binding. NCBI's taxonomy places the organism in Eukaryota, Metazoa, Chordata, Actinopteri, Cypriniformes, Cyprinidae. The coding region runs from base 418 to 1803 and encodes 461 amino acids. Gene Ontology annotation, cellular component: endoplasmic reticulum; membrane.
CAGCAAUGGGAAUCAGCCAUCAGGCGCAUUGCCAGCAUCAUCUGGACCGAUUGUGCUGGAAGCGCGACAUAAUUUUCCAUAUUUAGUUUAGAACCUAGGCGAAUUUAUAUAGAUUUAUUCUAAAUUUAAAUUGAACUAAGUAAUAUAAUAGAAUGUGUACAAAACUUGACAUUUUAGGGACCCACAGACGUAUUCCUGCUGCGGUUCAUCACAGCGAUUUGAUUGUGGGGGUGAAGCGCUCAUCCUCCUCCUCUGCUGUCGCGCUCUGUAACGAAUUGUACAUUCCAUCUAUUAUAAUUCUCAUUUAGAAGAUAAAACACCUGUCGUCGAUAUUACAGACCGUUCAGACCGUGCGUGCUGUCUGCAUUGCGGUGUGAGGGUAUUUAACAUCUUGCAGAGUGUCUAACAGUCAAAGCAAUGGGAGCUCUAAGCAAACAGCAGUUCUUCCAGGAACUGGGAUCCGGUUGCUUGCUUCCGACUGUCCAGCACGGUCUGGAACAAGUAUGGCAGCUGUUACUCAUCUGCCUAGUGUGUAGGCUGCUGUGGAGAUUGGGUCUGCCCUCUUUCUUGAAACACCUGAGUACGGUGGCAGGUGGUUUUUAUACUCUUUACCUGUUCUUUGAGCUGCACAUGGUUUGGGUGGUGCUUCUCAGCCUCCUCUGCUACCUCAUCCUCUUCCUGUGCCGCCAUUCGAGCAGCCGAGGACCCUUCCUGUCCAUCACUAUCCUCAUCUACCUCCUUCUGGGAGAAUUGCAUAUGAUGGAUACAACAACCUGGCAUAAAAUGAGAGGUUCCCAGAUGGUAGUGGCCAUGAAGGCAGUUUCUCUUGCCUUUGAUUUGGACAAAGGCAUAGUGGAGAAAUUUCCCUCUCCAGUGGAGUUUAUGGGCUACAUUUACUUUGUGGGGACGGUCAUCUUUGGGCCUUGGAUCAGUUUCAAUAGCUACAUGGAUGCGGUAGAAAGUCGAAAAUUUAGUGUCUCCUGGUUUUUGAAGUCAGUCUUCAGCUGUGUGAAGAGCCAGCUCUGUCUGGUCAUUUCCAACUGUAUUGCACCCUAUCUCUUUCCCUAUUUCAUCCCGGCCUUUGGAGACAAGCUGCUCCGCAACAAGAAACGAAAGAUGAGGGGCUCUAUUAAAAGGUGGCUACAGGCCUAUGAGAACACCCUGUCCUUCCAUUUCAGUAAUUACUUUGUGAGUUACCUUGGUGAGACGACCACCACACUGGCAGGUGCUGGUUUCACAGAGGAGAAGGACAAUCUUAAGUGGGACUUGACAAUAGCAAAGCCGCUAAAUGUAGAGUUUCCCAGGUCUAUGGUUGAAGUGGUGACUUCCUGGAACCUGCCCAUGUCCCGCUGGCUCAACACCUAUGUGUUCAGGAAGGCUCUCAAAUAUGGGAGCUUCACAGCUAUUAUCUUGACAUACACUGCAAGCGCUCUGCUACAUGGUCUAAGCUUCCACAUUGGGGCAGUAUUAUUUACACUAGGCUUCAUAACAUAUAUUGAACAUGUGCUUAGGAAAAGAUUGUCAGUCAUUUUAAAUGCAUGUGUGCUCUCCAAGAAAUGCCCAUCUGACUGCAAACACAGACAUAAAAAGGAAUUUUGGGUAUAUUUAAUUAAUGGGACUUUUAGCAUGUUAGCAGUACUACAUUUAAGAUACCUGGGCUCAAUUUUUGGCUCCAGCACAGACGACAUGGAUUCUGAUGAGGACGGCAUGGCCAGCCAUACCAUUGAGAAAUGGACACAACUCAGCUGGACAAGCCACUGGUUGACCUUUGGCCUUUGGGUCCUGUAUCGCCUUAUUCUAUAAACACUGAGACCUACAUAGACGAGGAGAGAUGGGGAGAGGAUAGCAAUAACUGUGAUUGGAUAUUUUAUGUGGGUUUUACUAUAGAGGAGUCGUGGCCGUUUAUGGCAUCACUGUGAACUCUGGAUGAACAUGACUGCGGCCCAGAGUCCUCAAAUCCAGGAAAAACUAACAUACAGGUAAUAUUGAUCCACACCAUUGGACCACUGGAUAUUCUGAAGUUUUCUAAACUACCUAAAGUAAAGAAGCAUCAAGACUUAAAAAAACAAAAACACAGCAAUC